AAUGCGCCUUUUGACUGUCAGUAGUCCACAACGGGUGGCUAGCACCACGGUAGAAUCACCCGUUGCAACAAGUGUGCAUCAGGCGAGGUAUAUAGGCGCUCUACGCACCAGCCGGUCCAUUGGCUUUCUCUCUUCACCGGAGCAUGGGACCACUGGUCCUUGCUGGCUGCGAUGCAUGCGGAACCUCCGGCGCAGUGGCAAUUGGGUGAACCGCCAUGUUCCUGCCGCAUGUUCGUUUUCGUUUUUCUUUGAUAUACGAUGUGUGAGGGUUUGUUGGUUGUUGCUUUACGUCGCUGAAGGAUUUUCGGAUGCCCUGAUGUGUUUUGGUCCGGCGUCUGUGAGUUCAACUGCUACCACCCUAUCUCGUGUUUGGCCAACUAGCUCCGGGGGAAAUAAAGAAUAACGCCGGAUCCAGCACCAGGUAUCAGAUGACAUGCUGCGUGGAUUUCCUUUUCCGGAAGAGACCGAUUGGACGUGUCAUCCUCCGCGUCACCGGGUGUGAUGUGACUGGUGGCAUGUGCGUGGCAAACGAAACGGCAGCUCUGAAACGAGGCAUUUCCGGUGGUAAUCGUUGCCGGAUUUCAGAUUCCUGGGCUGUUCAAGUUUUGGUCGAUUGAUAUGGCUAAUUAAGCCUCAUUAUUCCUCAUGUCCGGGGCGCCCCCCUGAAGUGACAUGCAAGGCGGGACCAUCAUUAUUGAGUGUUCGCAGCUGGUCACGCUACUGGCCUGAUGGUUACCAUGGUGGUAGGGACAGCAUUUUCCCUGUCUCUGACAAGCGGUUCUGGGUUUCAAAAUCCUGCGACUCCGUUACAACUGGCACAUAGGGAUGCUCGCGCGUGGUCGUUUAUGGAGUCGGAUGUUGUGCAAGUGUCUCCGGUAUAGAUCUGUUUUGUGAGAUUGAGCUGUGCUGGUAACCACACAGCUGGUACAAUGCGUACGUGUUGUGCACAGUGCGUGAUAACAAGGAGGGUGCACUAUCUUUCCUUCUCUUCAUCUGUUUCUCAGGCUUGGCAGAAAAUCGUGCCGUCGUUUGGAAAACCAUCCUGCAGUGCUCUCAAUGCCGCAUCUGCAAAUCCGCCGGUCGUUUUAUGUCCCAGGUGCUGCUCGUGUUCUUGCUUCAUUGACAAAACGAUCGAGCGCAUCCACUCAGAAGUAUGGUACGACAGAGUGGGACGGUAGUCACACGCUCAACCAUGAUUCCCGUCUCUGCGUGCCAGCUGAGAAAGUCAAAAGCGAAACUGGGUGGGAAACGCCUCCCGCGGGGUGGCCUUGCAGUGGUCAAACAGGAGAUUUUGUGGGCAUUUGCAACGAACCCGGCUCGAAGAACCCUGACCAGCAGUUGUCGCACGUGACGACAGGGAUGGCAGAGAAAUGUGGGGCAAGCACAGUUGUAAACACCAGCGUGAUGUCAUCGCCAGUUGAAUCACGGAAUUCGCUCAGGGACUCAGUUGAAGUCGCUUGUCAAGAAUUAACAUCUCCUUCGGUGAAGGGGAAGAUAGCCCGGGCUGUAGCUGACACCGAAGUACUCGUUUUGACGGCAGGUAGGUCAUCGGGAAAGGCUCCAUUCGGAAGCGAAGACUCCCAUGACAGAAUUCGGUCGUCUUCAGCCCGAUCGGCGCUCUCACUAAAGGAAAAUCGCGUUUCGGAUGGCGGUCCCAGCCGAAGACAUCAAAAGCAAGGUUUUCAUCAUGAAUCUCGUCGUGCUGCAGCUGCUGGAAAGCUCACUAGCAAGAAGGAGCGUCCGUAUCAGGAGAAAGCUCGCCUCUUCUUGAACGGGGAAAUGUCUGCAACCCUGUUUGUGGAGUUAGGGAUUGCAACAUCCUGUAGAAAGGGUCUGAAGAAGGGCUUCUUUAAUCAGGAUGACUUUUUUGCAUAUCAGUGCGAUGAAUGGGGGCUGUAUGGAGUGUUUGACGGGCACGGCCCUGGAGGUCACUUGGUGGCAAACUUUGUCCAGUGGCACCUACCGAAUAUCAUUCACGAAUACAUGAUUACGAGUGAGCCGAGGGUGGCACUCCACCGUGCAUUUGUUGAAGUGAAUUCUAUGUUAACAGACGCUUCUGAGGCGCAAAAGUUCGACAGUGCCUCAAGUGGGUCAACGGCGUCUGUCGUUCUGCAUCGACGACAAGAGCGCAAACUUUUCUUGGCGCACGUGGGAGAUUCCAGGGUUGUUUUGGCCAGGCGGAACCACCAGGGGAGACUUGUUGCCGACUGCGUGACGAAAGAUCACAAACCAGAUGAUCCAGUGGAGCGAGCUCGAAUAGAACGACAUGGUGGAGAAGUUCGACGUCCAACCGGCCAUAUACCCCACCGUGUGUUUCUGAAAGGCAAGAACUAUCCAGGGCUUGCCAUGUCACGAUCCAUAGGCGACUCCAUGGGUCACUGCGCCGGGGUGACUUCCGAACCGGAUAUUUCAGACAUCGAUCUGCUAGAGGAUCGGGACGAAGUUGUGAUCAUGUGCACGGACGGGGUGUGGGAGUUUAUGACUCCAGAUGAAGUGGUUGAUAUAGUCAGCCGCUAUAGCAUAUAUCAGGCCGACGAAGCUGCCCAAGAACUUAGUCGUGAAGCGUGGAAGCGCUGGUUAGAGCAGGACGGUCAUUCUGUUGAUGACAUAACCGUCCAGAUCAUCCACCUUUUCCCUCCUGCUGAAGAAAAGCAUCCGCGAUGGAGCUGAAACGUGGGGUCGAAUGACAGGGGAGUUAGCGAACGCACUUUUAUUUAUUUCUGUCGUCCACGUAGAAGUUCCUUGAUUACUAGGGGACAAGUGUGAUUUCGUCCAAUUUCCCGUGUCCAGUGUUACCAAGAAACAUGACGCAUGAAACAGCUUCUUUCUUUAAUCUUGGGCGCCCUUCUCGAAAUUGAACUUCCACACAACAGGAGAUACGACAUAGUCCCCACAUAUAUCGGGUGUGGACUUGGCGAUAAACUCUCCAUCUAGGGACAGUCUAGCUGUAACAUGGAAUUUUCUUUGCAUAGCAGGAGAGCCCCACUUUUUCGCAGUAUAGGGGGAGACGUUCGUCACGGGGCUGCGGUGUAGGCCCGUAGGUCCCCGAAGAAACGCUUUCGUGAACGACUGAGUGCUCUCAGACGUGACUUGAAGAGUUAACUGCUGUAAAGAAGUCGUAGCUCCCGUAACAAGAAGUGAAAGCUGUAGACUUAUUGUCGUCACUUUCAUAAAACUGAAACGAACGUAAAUGAACUGCAAUGCGAUACUACGAGCCAGCCGUUGUGGAGUGCUGGCGCUGCGGCAC
Molecule: messenger RNA, 3247 nt
Organism: Toxoplasma gondii ME49
Lineage: Eukaryota; Apicomplexa; Conoidasida; Eucoccidiorida; Sarcocystidae
Product: PP2C, putative
Exons: 3
Coding region: 1057-2670 (537 amino acids)
Biological process (GO): protein dephosphorylation
Molecular function (GO): protein serine/threonine phosphatase activity; cation binding
Source: RefSeq, a predicted model, not a curated record